Messenger RNA from Pocillopora meandrina, 2565 nucleotides. The record is from the annotation of a GenBank genome assembly. Lineage: Eukaryota; Metazoa; Cnidaria; Anthozoa; Scleractinia; Pocilloporidae.
AUGAAAAUGAGAGUACGCGUUGGAUUUUUUCUUCUAGCCUUUCUCGGCUUCUUCUCUGCUUUUAGCUCGGCUAUGAAAUGUCCUGGCGUUGCUCAUUACAAGCUCAGUUUCUACGGCAAAUGGAGUACCAUGACUCACCCGAAUGCUGUUCCGACAAAGGGCUUUCCUAUGUUUUCACCUUGGGUCGGCGCCUCUCACGUUGCAGAUUACUCCAUGUGGAAGCCAGGAAUGAUGGCUUCAAAAGGCGUACAACAAGUUGCUGAGACAGGUACAUUGUUUUUGUGAAACUAUUUUCUAAUUCUUUCGUAUUUCGUCAAUACUGGAUCGUUCACAUGCAAACGUUGUCCAGCCAUGUAACAACCACUGCUGUCCAAAUUUUAUCGAAAGACGCAGACUAUAAAGAUCUGAGUAUGUUUUAAACGUCUGCUGGAGUUGAGGCACUCUUUCGUUUUUAAACCGCCAGAGGCGUCAUGAGAACCAUAAAAGGCUGACUUUGCGACUCAUUUUAAUUAACAUUUUGUUCAUUAUUCCAAAUAGUUUUUUCGUUUUCUCCUCGACCUCUGUUCCUUCUAUUUCAGGGUUUUUUUGUAGUCUAAUUUACACCUUGAGAAGACGAUGUAAAUUGCUUGUUACAUUUCCUUAUUUCAGCAAGAAACUUUCACAUGGUGCCGGAUCUACGGAUUCUUUAUCCAUGAUCAGUGCCUGUUGUCAUGAUCUGAAGUAAACUGCUUGGGUAUUUGGUGACGUUACCCACUAUACUUGUAUGAAAUUGGUUCAACAUAAAACAGUUCUCCUCAUCCAAAAAAUUCUGUCACGUUUAUAAUGACUAUAGGCAAAGACCGCUGCUACUUAAGAUCAAAAGUUGAGUAGCUCAUUUGCCUUCAUGUCCCAUCAGGUAAUUCGUCACUCCUGCGAGAUGAACUCAUGAUGCGUAUGAUGUACAACAAGACAGUGUGGAAACUGAUCCAACAACAGGGCGGUCCCAUAAACGGCACAGACAUGGUGGAGGGCAUUGAUGUUGAGGUCACGGCCGACUAUCCUUACGUGUCGCUGAUUUCCAUGAUCAUCCCCUCUCCUGAUUGGUUCAUAGGAGGCGACUCUAUAAACCUUUGUAAUAAUGGAAACUGGCGUGACAGUUGGAACGUAGCAAUGCUGCCGCCAUGGGAUGCUGGGACUGAUAGUGGAACCACGUUCACCGCCGAUGACGUGGAGACAAGUCCCCAAGGGAAUAUCGCUGUUAUCAACACAAUGAUGAACACUUCCUUUAUGAACCUCCAGGGAGAAAUUCCAACCAUGGGCAUGCUGAUGUUUCAAAGAGUCAACAAGCCAACACAGUAUAUGUGCAGCGGAGAGCAGAAGUACAUGCUCAAGUUUGAAGGAAUGUGGACCGAACAGAGGCAACCCAUGGGAUACCCGUCCAAUCCUCGUUUUUCACCUCUCAUCGGUUGCACCCAUAUGUAUAACUACAGGUUCUGGAGUCCCAUGACUAUGGCUUCUAAAGGAGUACAGAUGGUCGCAGAAACAGGUAGAUAAUCAUUUGAUUAACAAUUGUCUUAUUUCAGGCUUGUUUGCAACAUGAUGAAUUGCAUGAUUAACGUCUGUAGUGAUAAAGAUUGGGGAAGAAUGACUUAACGAUCAUUGGGGGUUUAUUUGGCUCAAGUCUUAGCUUAGCUUGAUCUUAUGUGUGUUGUGGUCUUAGACACAGCACUGUUCUCUCAACUGAAAAAGACGAAAGACUUCGGAAUGGGGUAAGAAGGGUGAAAGGUUCUUGGGUGAGUAGCAACAGUGUAAGGUAGCUAUAGUGUAGGGUAUAACAUACGACCUCAAUGCACCUGAAGACACCAGAAAUGUCAACUGUAGUAUCAGAUGCUUUUUGGGGGUCAGGGAGAGGGGUAAAAACGAGAAGUUGGGGGAGGAUAGAGUUUUGCUCCUUUCUUUUCUGCCUACCUUAAAAAAAAUUGUGAUAUUCGGAAUUAAAAAUGGAACAUGCGAAGAAUUUACCUUUCUUUUUUUUGUAUUCAAUCUAAAUUUUUGGCUAUGCUAGGCAACUACUCAACAUUGUACUACGAGCUGAAAAACUUCAUGGAAAAGUAUCAGGGAUACAUUCACAUGAUUUACAAAGCCGAUGGAAUGUCUGGCGCUGCAGAGACUACAACUAUGAUGAUAACAGCGAGUGGCAAGUAUUCCCAAGCCUCUUUCAUCGCCAUGAUUGCUCCCUCUCCUGACUGGUUCGUUGGAGUUCAUGGUGCAGAGCUCUGUGGAAGCGAUGGCAAAUGGAAGGAGAGUAUGUCCAUGUACUUGCCCGCGUGGGAUGCUGGGACAGAUAAUGGAAUGAACUUCACCUCAGAAAAUGCUCCCACUUUGCCGCAGGAUGUUGUCACAGUCAUUACAAAGGACAGCGAAACCGUGCUGAAGGGAAUGAAUGACAUCCCUGCCUUCGCCAAAAUCACCUUCACCAAAUAUACAGCGACCAAUCCACCGGGCUCAGGGGCUCAGGGUAUUUCUGCAGCAGUUGGUACCCUUCUGUCUGUUGCGUUUCUCGCCGUCAUUUGCUUUUUGUCUUAG